CGUGAGGUUUGGGAGCUGGAAACGUUCUGGUGUCCUGAUAAUGCUCCUUUCGGGAAACUGCCUCCCAACCCCUGAUGUUGCAAGAAGGUUUCUGGAAAUAGGGAAAUAAUGUAAUCUGCCCCCUCACUGUUCUGGGUACCCAGUGUCUGCUUGUCUGGGACAGGGUGACCCUGCUUGGAGUCCUGCUAUGACCGUGGUGCAGCCGAUCCUGAGAACAUUCUCGGCGAUGGUGCUGCCCAGGUGGGUCCUUGCCUAUAGCUGGCAGCCCUGGAACGAGUGGGAACUGUCUGAGUAGUGACCUUACUUCGUCAUGUGGUCAGGGGCGCUACAGUUCUCGAUUCUGAGAAGCGGAGGAAGAGCUUGCGUCACUUCCAGUUAGAAGCAUGAGCUGGUGUUUCCAUCACCGCUUACUCCCGUCGUUUUCCCCGCCCGGAGGAUGUGGGGGAGGCAGCCGCCUGGCGCUCCCGCCUCCCCUCCGCUCUGCAAGAGACUGAAAAGCUUUUUGUCUCGAUAGCGCCAAUGCCGGAGCAGGGCAUUGCCGAUGAUGCCGGCGAGGGGCUGGCUUACCUCUCCGAGCUGCCGCUUUGAAUAGGCGCUCACGACCCGCAAGCACUGGAUUGCAUCAGGCGCGGCCCGCCGACGGGCGGGUCCCAGCUUGAGUGCUGGACAGGAUGGUGCUGGCCCCUGCCUUGCUCCUGGAUGCCCAACAGUUCUCCCAGGACUGGCAUUUCCCAUCACUUAGUGCCUGUUGCUCCCAGGACUGAGGGGUGUAGCGGAGCGCACGGAGGUCGGGGACAGUCACCGCACAAGCCGCGGGCGGAGCUCCGCUCGCAGCCCCUGCAGCGGGCUGGCCUCUCCUCGCCUCGCUCCCCGCCGCGGUGGGGCAAGGCCGGGGCAGGCUCGGUUCUCAUGCCACAGUUGGACUCGGGGGAUCCUCAGCUUCUCCCUCCGUGGCGUUCCCGAGGGACCAAGGCGCCUUGCCCUGCUCUCUUGCCCGCAGCACCCGCACUCCUGCCGGCCCAGCCGGGCCUCGCUCCGGUGCCACUUGUCACGGGAAUUCAUAUUUUCGAAAACGCGCGGGAAGCGGGGCGCGGGUGGGGCUGGAAGGAAGCUCGUCUCUGCCCUGCUCCCCGCCUACUCCCCUGAGGCUUGGGGUGGAAGCUGAUGCACACUGUUCCCGCCGCCCUUUUAUACCAGUUUUUCACGGGCGGACCUUCUCUCGCUCUGUGCUCUGUGCUCUUGGCCGCGGCACGGAACGGAGUUCACCUAAAGGGGAUCGCACGGGGGCGAGCCGAGCCGAACCGCGCCGCAGGGCUUUUCACCAGCUGAGCUUCACUGAGGAGAAGACAAGAUGUUGGGGGAAAAAAUGACGGGUUUUGGGAAGAAGCUGAUCCGCCGGCGCAUGGUGGACCUGAGCUCCGAUGACACACAUUUUGCUCGCUGCCUCUCCACACUGGACCUCGUGUCCCUGGGGGUGGGCAGCACACUAGGGGCUGGUGUGUAUGUGCUGGCCGGGGAGGUAGCCAAGGAGAUGGCUGGUCCCUCCAUCGUCCUCUGCUUCAUGGUGGCUGCUUUCUCAUCGGUACUGGCUGGACUCUGCUAUGCAGAGUUUGGGGCCCGUGUCCCCAAGGCUGGCUCUGCGUACCUCUACAGCUACGUUACCGUUGGCGAGAUCUGGGCUUUUAUAGCCGGGUGGAACCUCAUUCUCUCCUGUGUGAUAGGUACGGCUAGUGUGGCUCGAGCCUGGAGUGCAACAUUUGACAACAUCAUCGGCAACCACAUCUCCACCUUCUUUGCCACCAACAUCCCAAUGCACGUGCCAGGAGUGCUGGCUGAGCAUCCAGACUUCUUUGCUUUGAUCCUGAUUUUGCUGCUUACUGUACUGCUGGCUUUUGGUGUCAGUGAAUCUGCCCUCGUGAACAAAAUCUUCACAGCGGUGAACCUCUUGGUGCUGAGCUUUGUCAUCAUUGCUGGCUUCAUCAAGGGAGAUAUCAAGAACUGGCAGCUUUCAGAGAAGAGCUGUGUCAACUGCUCGCUGCUAGACCCACUGGAUGACAUGAAAAAUGCUUUUGGCUCUGGUGGGUUUUUCCCCUUUGGACUGGAAGGGAUGCUGACUGGUGCUGCCACCUGUUUCUAUGCCUUCGUGGGCUUUGACUGCAUUGCUACCACAGGGGAGGAAGCCAGGAACCCGCAACGCUCGAUUCCCAUUGGCAUCAUUGUGUCCCUCCUCAUCUGCUUUGUGGCUUAUUUUGGGGUUUCUGCAUCCCUGACUCUCAUGGUGCCCUACUUCCUCCUGAACAAAAGCAGCCCUCUGCCUGAGGCUUUCAAGGCGGUUGGUUGGGAGCCUGCCCGCUACGCCGUUGCCGUUGGCUCGCUCUGUGCCCUCUCCACCAGCUUGCUAGGCUCCAUGUUUCCCAUGCCCCGAGUGAUCCAUGCCAUGGCAGAGGACGGGCUGCUCUUCAAGUUCCUCUCCCGGAUGCACAGUGGCAGAAAGACACCUCUGAUCGCCACCUUUGUCUCGGGGUUCUUCGCAGCUAUGUUUGCCGUCCUGCUUGACCUGAAGGACCUGGUGGACCUCAUGUCGAUCGGCACGCUGCUGGCCUACUCCCUGGUGGCGGUGUGCGUGCUCAUCCUCCGGUACCAGCCCAGACAGCCAAACUCCCCGAAGGCCGUGGAAAUGCUGGAGCUGAAUGGGAACGAGGAGGAGAGAGUGAUCAUGAACCCAGCCAUCACUGCUGCUAGUGCCCAGCACAAAGAGACCUUGUCCCUGGCGAUGCUGUUCAACCCGCCUGGGGACACCCCCACUGCGCUCUCGGGACGCAUUGUCUAUGUCUGUGUCGCAGUCAUUGCUGCACUGAUCACAGUCAUCUGUGUGGUCCUGACCCUCAAUCUGACUGCGCUGAAGAAUGCCAGUGUGGGCUGUGUUGUGGCUCUGGUGCUGCUCCUCGUGGCUCUGCUCAUUUUCACCAUCAUCAUUUGGAGGCAGCCGCAGAACAACGCACGGUUAAACUUCAAAGUCCCUUUCCUGCCACUUGUGCCAAUCUUCAGCACCUUCAUUAACAUCCUGCUGAUGGUCCAGCUGAGUGCGGGCACCUGGGCGCGGUUUGCCAUCUACAUGGUUGUGGGUUUCAUUAUUUACUUCGCCUAUGGGAUUUGGAACAGCGUGGAAGGGAAAAAUGCGGAACAAGCCUGUGCCACAGCAGAAAAACCUCUGCACCAACCUGGACUGGACCUCAGCCCUGGGGCUGCUGCAGUCUGAGGGCCUGGGGACCAGUGCUUCAUGGACCUCUUUUUCACUUAGGUACAAGAUCAUGAUCCAGAGACUACAUCCAUCCCCUCUCCUGCAGAGACUGAGUCCCAGAGUGAAGUACUAAGGUCUGAACAACAGGCCCUGAGUCAAAGCUGACCUAGGAUGAGCAUUCCAUCCAAAUGUUGUAUGUUUCCACUCAUUAACAAAGUAUUAUUAUAUGUACUUAUUGGCAAAACAUAUUCACCUUUCUGUAUCUAGAAACAGCAUAAGGCCACAUCUGGCCUAAUUAGGGGGUAUAGGAUCAAAGACAACUCCCUUAGAUCCCCUUGAGCCUUGGCCAGGCUUUGGGAGAAAGCUGACAGGAAAAUGAAAUUAGAAAUUAUGUCAGCUGGUUUGUUUAGCAGUGUAAAAACCGGGCCACUGUCACAGCAAAGUGGGGGAGCCUCGUGGCCUGCAAAGGAGGAGGCACUGCAGGAAUUCCCAGUUCCUGGCGUGGUUCUCCAGUCCUUGGCUGUGACAGCUUCCCCCCAGAGCUGAUGUCCCUUGGGCUUUUGGGCUUGGAUGAUGUCUGAUGGAUCUUCCUUAAUCACUGUAGGCAUUCUUUCAAUGUCCCUUUGCAAUUCUUUGCUCAUGGUUAGGUGCCUUGCUUAGCUUAUCCUUCUGUGAUUCUUUGCAGUUUUCCAUCGUAGUAAAUGCCACUGUUCCUUAAGUCGGUGUCUGUGUCUCUGACCCUGCUCGCCAGCAAAACAAAAUCAGCGUAGUCAGCAGGUUCAGAACAAACUGUUGCUUUUAAAAUUUAAAUGAAGGUAAUCAGUCCUGUAUGAAAUUCCCAGAUGGGAAGACUUUCCAUAUAGUUCACUGGUCCUCAGGUGGGCUAAGGUUGGAGGACCAUGUGAGCAAUGGGGAAGUCAGUUAAAAGAAGUUGAACUGCUGGAUGAAUUGAAAUGCAUCCAAAAUUCGCAUACUGACAAAGGAAAAGAACUUGUGGAUUUGGAAAGGCAAGGAUGGAUUUUGUUAACAGUAUAUCAAACAAAACACCAACAAAAGGAACAGUUGUUGAAAUGCUCUAACAUGGACCAACAGAUGUGAGCUGCAGAAUCAAAUUGUAAUGCUAAAAUGCCAAAAUAAGCUGCUUGCUGAUAAGAUGGAUUUACCAGACUUGCUGAGAAGGGUGCAGUUAGAGUAGCUCAUUAUAAGGAAAGGAGGGGGCAAGUGAGUCACAAGAAAAUACAUGCAGUGAUUGCAGAGGCAGGUGUGCAGUGCGAUCCUGAUAAAUGAAAUGGAGAUAUUUGGCAUUCUGUGAAUUCUGAUGAGGUUGAUUCCCAAGACGAAUUUGUAGAUUGGAGCAUAGAGACGAAAGGUAGAAUUCGAUGCUAAUGGUCAGGAGGGAUACUCAUAGAGGAUCAUACUCAGCAUGAAGUAAAUUAAAUAUUUGAACAGUUAGGAAAAAACAGAGGAAUCUCUUUUCUCUUGGGUGGUGUGCUUGCAUGACCAGGGAGCAUCAGAGAUAACCCUAGACUCAGGGGACUCUAAGAAGCUUUUAGAUUGAAUUUGGAUUCUUUUGUGCAGGAUGCAUUUUGGAAUAACAUUCACCAUACUGAUUUGUUAGCUUUGCCUGGUUUUGGAUGUAAUACUAAAUACCCUACAGCAAAUUAUUAGCCUGGAUCUGAAAGUCAGUGGUACACUUUGUGAGAUUGUGUUAGAGGAGAUGCAUGAGAACCUCUUGUGUUUUUGUAUUUGUAGAUAAUGUUACUGAAGAAACAAGUAGUCACUCCAAUAUUUGUACCUGUAACUUUAUUGCAAUGACAGGCUUUUAGUUAUUUAUUUUUUGUUUCUAUUUUUUAAAUGAAGAUUUUUAGUUUUUUACUUCCUGUUAUAUCCUGCCAAUUUUUGGAAUCUAACUAUACCCUGAUUCAAGACUUGCAGCCUACUUCCAUUGGUGUGAACUGGUAAAGGUAUUGUUCCAACACACAGACCUGAGGCUUGCUGAAACAAGCCCAGGAGAAUGGAGAAAAGGCUUUGAUUGCUGUCCAUCAUGGCAUGGCAGAAAUCCAUCAUGUGAUGGAGAUCAUGGAUGGUGGGACAUUCUUUUUGGAUGGGUGCCUACAGCUACCAGAAUUCUUAAUUGAGUACUUCACCCUGGUGUUGUUUUAUUGAUGCUAAUCCUGUUGCUUUUUGUUGUGAUAAUUGCAUUGUAUGUUAAGGUUUGGAUGAUCACGAAACAAUUAUCUUACCAACUACCUCCACUGAUUACUAGACAAUCCAUGUGGUACCAAAGCAUGAAAUGUUCUCAAGCUCUAUUUGGAUAUUGUGAAACUUGAAUGACUAUAGUCACAGGGUGUAUUGUGUAGAAAAAUGACUGGGAACUCUGUGGACAGGUAGCUGGUGGUACAAUUAGAGGAAACUGAGGACUUAGAACAUUAUGGAAAUUAUACGGUAUAUUUAUCCCUUAAUUUGGUGUCUGUGUCUCUGACCCUACCUACUGGCAAAACAGAGUCAGGACUGCAGAGCUGGGUUGUGUGCUGCCUCUUCCCCUCACAGGGGAGUCCCCUGGCUGGGUGGGCACUCCCCUGGGGAGUGCUGGUGGCCCAGGGCUGGUCUCUGCCCUCCUCCAGUCCCACGGAGGGGCAGUGACACCAGCACAGCCCCCUGGCCAAGAAAAUUGCUUUCUCGGUGCACAGGAGGCCCCACAUGAUGGUGCAGCUGUACUCAUUCCAUCUGCCAUGUAGCUGUGUUCACCACCUCCUCCCUGCCUUCCAAGUGCCAGACUUGUACGUGGCAGCCAUGGCUGGAGCUCUGCAGGAAGGCUUACUGCAACUUGUUCUAGUACUCAUAGAACUCUGGUACUCACUGCUAGCAAACUGGUACUGCCCUGACCAUGCUGUUUGAUGUAAUUAUCUUGCUCAAGUGUCAGUGAGAUGUCCUCAGUGUAGUUGUACUUGUGUCCAACCUCAUCUGCCUUUCUAAAAUUUUAAGGUCAAUUUUUAAAUCUAUUAAAUUAAAUGUUUUUAAGUGCU
Haemorhous mexicanus (house finch) is the source of this 6267-nucleotide messenger RNA. RefSeq names its product solute carrier family 7 member 3 (gene SLC7A3). The record is from RefSeq and is a predicted model, not a curated record. Gene Ontology annotation, biological process: amino acid transport; transmembrane transport. The transcript is spliced from 12 exons. NCBI's taxonomy places the organism in Eukaryota, Metazoa, Chordata, Aves, Passeriformes, Fringillidae. Gene Ontology annotation, molecular function: amino acid transmembrane transporter activity. Bases 1352 to 3259 code for a protein of 635 amino acids. Gene Ontology annotation, cellular component: plasma membrane.